UGCCAGUGUGGUUGCGAGCGUUGUAGGGCAGACGUUUAACGAAUGUUAUUUUCUCGCUCGCUCUCUCCCUCUUCUCUCUCCCCCUGUCUCUCUUUCUCUCUCUCUCUCUCUCUCUCCUUCUCUCCCCCUCCCUCCCUCCCUCCCUCUCUCACUCUCUCUCUCUAAGCUGCAGCCUCUGCGAUUGCAAUUGACAGCGUCUGCAGUUCAUGCAAGAUGGCCGCUUGGCUGCUGUUCAUUUUUUCCUCCUGAUCUACAACUUUCAUUGUUUUCUGCGGGGUGCACGCUGUGGCCCGGAGUCGGCGUGCCCGGGGCAUGGUGUCUCCAAGGCUGCAGUGUCUAAGAAAGAUCUCCCAGGCGUGCUCUAUCAAAGUGAUCCUCUGUUGGGAACCGCAGCUUCCCAUUAGCUGCUCUGAAAAGGAGAGAGGCGUUUACAGAAGAAAAUCGUGCGAUCACAAAAGCCACUACUUAAAGCUAGUGUCGACGUGGAGACUAUCUCAAGGAGAGCCAAAAAAAACCGAUGAUGUGCGCUGUGUUGGGGCUCAUUUGAAAUGGCGCUUUCAGAACGUGGCCAUUUUAGUCCAAAAAUGCACCGUACAACACGAAUCAAAAUAACAGAACUGAAUCCCCACUUGAUGUGUGUGUUGUGUGGAGGAUACUUCAUAGAUGCAACAACCAUCAUUGAGUGUCUACAUUCAUUUUGCAAAACCUGCAUUGUUCGUUACUUGGAAACGAGCAAGUACUGUCCUAUUUGCGAUGUACAAGUACACAAAACGAGGCCCCUUCUUAACAUUAGGUCUGACAAGACUUUACAAGAUAUUGUGUAUAAAUUAGUUCCUGGCCUUUUCAAAGAUGAAAUGAAACGUAGAAGGGACUACUAUGCAGCUCAUCCCUCUGCUGACGCAGCAAAUGGCUCUAAUGAAGACAGGGGAGAAGUUACCGAAGAAGAAAAGAGGAUUAUAACAGAUGAUGAAAUCAUUAGUUUGUCAAUAGAAUUCUAUGAACAAAAUAAAACUGAACGAAAAGGAUCUGCAGAAAAAGAGAAAACUAAAGAUGAGAUGAAUGACAAAAGAUAUUUGCGUUGCCCAGCAGCCAUGACUGUAAUGCAUUUAAGGAAAUUUCUAAGGAGUAAAAUGGACAUUCCCCAUACCUUCCAGAUUGAUGUUAUGUAUGAAGAUGAACCAUUGAAGGAUUAUUAUACUCUUAUGGAUAUUGCUUAUAUUUACACAUGGAGGAGGAAUGGACCACUUCCUUUAAAAUACCGAGUGAGGCCAACAUGCAAAAGAAUUAAGAUUGGACAUCAACAAGAUGGAUUAAAUAACACCAGUGGAGAUUUAGAAAGUGACUCUGGUAGUGACAAGGCUAAUAGCCCAUCUGCUGCACCAUCUACAUCAUCAUCACUGCCCAGUCCUUGUACUCCAGGGCAGUCUCCACAUCCACAUUUCCCUCAUAUAUCUACAACUAUGAAUGGCUCCUCCAAUCCCAAUACCAACCAUCAAAUCCCAUUCAGCAAAAACAGGCCACGGAAAUCAUCUGUCAAUGGCUCUUCAGCAUCAUCAGGCUGACAAUAUUCAUCAACAAGGUAGAACUAGGAUACAUGAAUGAAGACCAGUUCAUACCGUGCAACAAUAUAUAGAAAUGCUUAGCAUUGUGACCAUCAUUAAUACCACUGUUUUGAAGUGAGUGGAUAUCUGGUUCAGAACAAAAAUAUGUGGCUUUACUACAAAUGGUUUUGACAGUCCCUUUCUGCAAGACAGCUUUCCAAAUUCUGAGAUGCAUAUUGGCAAUGGAUCCAUGUCACUGAAAUGUACUUUACACAUUUUGAGGAUAUUUACUCACAUUGGCAUUGGAUUUAAUUAACUGCAAAGAAGACUAUAUUCUUAAAGUGGAAAAUGAAGGAAGGAAAACUGGAUGGGAUUCUAUUGUAAAGAUGUAAGCGCUGGAAGAUAAUUUGUAUAGUUUAAUUACAUUGAAGUUUACUAUAACUGUAUAUCAACAUACUUUUAAUUUUGCCAAAAAUAGGCAUUGUGAUAUUGGCUGUACAGAUUAAAUAUAGAAGGAUAGUGAUUUUUCACAAAGAUACACACUGAAAAUGAAUUUUAAGAGGAAUGAAGCAUAGAAAGAUGUAUCCUUUGUAGCCAUUUCACUGUGAAAAAUGACUGAAAAUAGAUGUUGACAUCUUUGGUUGUUAAAUGUUUUCUCCUGCAGCAUUUAGUAUAUGUACUACAAGAAAGUACUGAAUCGAUCAAGUCAGAAUAAAAUUGUUUUAAUUAUAAAUAAUUUUAUACUUAAAGUGGGAUGGACUAAGUGAAUUGUCUGUAGAAUAAUAAUAUUUACUAUACUUUGUGAUUCUAUUGACUAAUUAAUUUCCCAGAUCUUAAAAGAUGCUGAAUGAAUUCAAAGGUAUAGUAUGUACAUAUGGUUGCCAAACAUCCAAUAUAUUCAUCAUACUCUUUAUUAGCACAUACUACCUUUGACAAUUCAGAUAAUCAUUUCUGAAUAUCUUGCCCCUGUAUAUUACCACAAAUGAAUAACGUGUAUUAAGGUAUAUAGAAAUGUUUUGCUUGAAAUGUUCAUUUCAAUUGUUUUCAUUUAAAUUGAACCUCCUGUCCAAAAUAGUAUUGACAACUUUUUAACAUUUGACAGAGGUUAUCUUGUUCAUUGACAAUUAAAUGUACGUCAAACUACAUUUUUAAAAAUAAUGUUACUUGUUUGCAAUGUUUUUUUUCCUCUAUAAAUAAUGUCAUUGUUCAGCAUUAGCCUGGUAUCUAUCCCACCCAUGCCAGUGUGCAGUGCUGGGGAGGAGUCUAAAAAUGUAAGAAUAGAUCAAGAUUUUUUAAAUUCCAAUAAUGCAAUUUGAAAAUACAUGGUGACUGUUGGUUUUAUUAUAGUGAUUAAAAAUUAGAAAUAGAAUUGUUUAAAAAUAUUUCCAUUCUCAAGUCUUUAAAAAUUAAAUCUCCAAAACUCAACUUAAUUUGGUCCAUCACAGAGCAAUCAACACUAGGCACUUCAAUAAUGUUUCAGGUAAUUUAAAAGAUGGUUGCCUUCAUAAUAGAUAUAACCAUGUAAAGAGUAAUGUUCUGAUAUAGAGUUACCAAUAGCUGGUAAGACAACUAUCACACUGCUUAUAAUUGCAUAAUUUUCUUGCAAAAAUCUCAUCUCUAAUUGUUUCUGUCAUGAUAUGUUUAAACCAAAUGACCGAGUGGCCUGUUAUAACAAUAUUAAUUAAUGAUGGGAAAUGAAAGCUUCAGCUGAUUUUGUAUUCAUGACAUUUUUUGUAGGUUUGUAUGUAACACAUCUAAAGUGACUUUCUAAAUGUCAUCUUUAAAGAAAGACAUUUGAGAUGAUGAGUGAACUGAAUCCACAAGAACAGCAUUGAUUUAAAAGACGUUUUAGUUUUAAACUCUGUAAGCAAACGGUAUUUAAGAAAUAAUGGGGAAUUAAAUCCUGUCUUAAAUGCAUAAUGCUGCCCAUCCGUUCACCUACCCAAGUCUACCUGCAACCAAUAUAUAGUCGAGCAAGAUAACCUCCCUUUCAUCAUGGUCGGCAGUAUACACUUACCUCGCCAGACUCUUGAUGAUCAUUUCUCCUCAAGGUGGUCCAAUUCUCUGUGUGGAAAGCACGUGACAGUGUUGUUGUCUUGUGUUUUGGCGUUGUUCUACUUUCGUUGAUGCUGUACCCAAGUCGGAUAUUUUAUCCUAAAUUGAAAAAAGCACAAUGCAACUCGUGCUUUAAUUUUAUUAAAAGUCUAUUAAAGUUAAUGAUUUUGAAUUUC
Hypanus sabinus (Atlantic stingray) is the source of this 3772-nucleotide messenger RNA. It is a transcript of the gene bmi1a, whose product is annotated as bmi1 polycomb ring finger oncogene 1a. Gene Ontology annotation, biological process: negative regulation of transcription by RNA polymerase II. Gene Ontology annotation, cellular component: PRC1 complex. The record is from RefSeq and is a predicted model, not a curated record. Lineage: Eukaryota; Metazoa; Chordata; Chondrichthyes; Myliobatiformes; Dasyatidae. Gene Ontology annotation, molecular function: promoter-specific chromatin binding. Bases 549 to 1562 code for a protein of 337 amino acids. The transcript has 11 exons.